AUGAGCGAAAACGGCGAUGUUUUAAUGAGUAAACAUGAAAACAACGAAGAGAGCAUCCCUGUUGAUCAGAGGUCAAUAAAAGUCACCAUUAGCUCGAAUCUCGAUCCGAUUGUGUUUGAAAUUGCCGGAGAUGACAACGUCGAUUUCAUCAAACAAAAUAUUCUCGCCGAGCUUGAGAAACGGGGCAGGCCGCAGAAAGCCUCGGACUUGAUUUUGAUCAAAGAUGAUGAAGUCCUGGAUAAUGGAGCGGAAGAAAUUCACUUUUUGACGAAUGGCGAGACGGAGCUCAAACUUGAUCUCAAAUUCCCACAUCGUUUGAAACGCCAGCGAUCGUCUGCUGAAAUGAAUGAAAUAAGAAAGCGAAACGCUUUGACGUCAAAAACCCUUCUACGAAAUUGCAUCCUUUUGCAGAAAAAUUUCAAUGCAUGCAUAGAAUCAAGCGUGAAAAACAUGGAUCCAAAAGAUCGAGCGCUCAUAGAAAACGACGGAUACGAAGACAAAGAGGAACCAACUGGCUGCGAUCUUGGAGAAAUGACACUAGAAUUGGCAAAUUCGAUGCGAUCAUGGACAUUUCAGCUCGAAAAAAUGGGAAAGAUUCUUACUACAAUCGAUUCUGUGAAAGAUUCCCGCGAAGCAUAUGAAAAUGAAUAUGUGCGUCGACUAAUUCAGAAUAACAUGGAUGCCAUGCGCUUUUUGUACCCCCUCUCAGAGCAGUUCACACACUUCGUCGUCCCACUUGGAGACGAGCCACCGAGAAAAUUGUCCGUUCUGCCAGAUAUCGUAAAAGAUUCGCUCAAAAAUGAUUAG
Oikopleura dioica is the source of this 807-nucleotide messenger RNA. Lineage: Eukaryota; Metazoa; Chordata; Appendicularia; Copelata; Oikopleuridae. The record is from the annotation of a GenBank genome assembly.